This is a messenger RNA of Cololabis saira (Pacific saury), 2590 nucleotides long. RefSeq names its product DEP domain containing 7, paralog a (gene depdc7a). The transcript has 9 exons. The record is from RefSeq and is a predicted model, not a curated record. NCBI's taxonomy places the organism in Eukaryota, Metazoa, Chordata, Actinopteri, Beloniformes, Belonidae. The coding region runs from base 67 to 1653 and encodes 528 amino acids. Gene Ontology annotation, biological process: intracellular signal transduction.
UUUGAACAGAAGAGAGGACAUGGUGUGGAUGGCUGUCCUCACGGCCACUCCUGGAGGCUUCAAACCAUGCAUCAAACACGAGACCAAGGCAUGGCUGGAAAACCUUUCCGGGCCACCUAUAUCUGGACCAGCAUCAUUUCCAAUCUUCACACUCAUGUAGAGGUAAAGCGCCGGCGCCACAACCUGAAGUCCUACGAUGACUGUUUCCUGGGAUCAGACGCAGUGGAUGUGGUGUUGACACACAUCACCCUUAACCGCUUCUUCGGUGAUGAAGCGGUGCCCCGCUACAAGGCUGUCCGCCUCUGUCAGGCUCUCAUGGACUCAAAGGUUUUUGAGCCAGUGGGGGUCAAGGUAUUUGGGAAGGAAAAGAAGAGAGAGGCGUUUGAGGACAGCAGUUGCAGCUUGUACAGGUUCUUGAAUCCAAACACCAGCACCUCAACGAUACUGAUUACCACCAACUCUCAUUCCACCAGUACCAUUGAGAGCGGCUACGACUCACCCAGCAUGAACCGGAGCAACGCCGUUUCAUGUGAAAGGCAAGCUUUUCCAACAUAUACCACCCACUCCCCUGUAAAAAAACUCAAACUACUAGAAGACAUAUUGGGAAACCUGAACCUCAGCUCCACCAUCAGUCCUCAGAUGAUCAGCCUCGGCCUCUCGCGAGAGCUUUUGUAUGAGGUGUGGCACCAGCAGGCCGUGUCCAGGUUGCUGCAGCUCAUAGAGCUUCCCCUGCUGGAGACGUUGUUAGAAGCUGAGGAGGCGUCGCGCUCAACCCUGCGUGACGUGGACAGUGAGCCAGAUCUGUUGUUCACGUCAAGUUACCUGGACAGAGAGGUUCUUAAGGCCUUCAGUGAAGCCCAGGCUGAUGAGUGGAUGUCUGGGGCGGUGGACUGUCUGGAGUUUUUGCCCGAUGAGCUGGUUGUGGAGGUCAGUCGGGGCCUGGCUGCCUGUGCAGACGACCUACCCCGGUGUAAAGGGCAUCUGUACCAAGUCUUGGCCAAACAUUAUGGACGCACACAACAGCCACCUCUGCUCACCAACCACGUUUUUGAUAUCCAUUCGGGGAUCUCAGAACUAUUGGUGAAUGGGAAGCUGGAGCAAGCUUUGGAGGCGCUGCAGCUGAGUCUGAGGCUGCAGGACACUCGCAGCCGAGAGGAGCUACGUAAGCUUCUGAGAUUCAUGGCCAUUGCAGCCAAACCUCAAGAGGUGAAACUGCACAAAGAGAUCGAGAACAGAAUGGCGGUGAAGCGGUCUUUUUCAAGCGCUAUUGUUUACAGCAGAAAGCUCUCCAAAGGAAAGGUGGACUUAAUGGUUCUGUUCAUGAUGGACAACCACUGUGAUCUCUUCAAAACACCUGUCUCUCUACACAAGAUGGUUUGUGACAAGCUAAAGAAUAUUGUAAAUGGGAAGGAUCCAGAUGGCAUAACAGGGUCGACAUACACGACAAGAUUAAGCCCCAAGGCUUAUUCAGAAAACACACAAAAAACCACUAAAGAGGAACUCCUGUCCUUACUGCGGACCGUCCACGAGAACGAUAAGCUGUCCACCAAAGAGAAGAGGCGACUGCUGGGACAGUUUUAUAAAGCCCAUCCAGAGAUUUUUGUUCAGUACUUUGGUAAUAGAUUAUCUAGUAUUAACAUGGUGCUUCAGUAGUAUUUAGCUCUGUAAAUUAAGAAAGACAUAAGAACAGAAGGAUUCACAGUGGAGUGAAUUACUUUUUUUUUUAUUAUACUAUUUGAUAAAAGCUUAGACUACUGAGCUCGACUUAACUGCCUAAGUCUUUAUGUAAGCUACAAUAUUUAAGAACUUAUUUUGUUUGGUGCGGGACACUAAUAUGAAAUGUAAACAUUAAUAUGAAAUGUAAAGUCAGUUUUGGAUAUGAAUGAUGUCUUCAAAAUACACUUCUCUUUUUAUGCUCUCUCUCUGGAUGCCAGAGAGGAUGUGUAGCCAGCAGGGACGGGGCGGCAUGUCGAUUGUGAACGCAUGUUUUCCUUGUGCAUGUGCAGUAGCGUCAGUGUUAAUGUCAAAGCGUACAGUGUGACCUGUCUGGCACACUGUGACGCGGAGCGAGGCUCUGUGAGGAACCCUCAAACGGAAAUAUCAAGCAGGGAAUUUGAAAGUCUGAUUUUGUGCUGUAAACAGUGAGAGACUUUCAUGAAGCUCAGCCCUCUGGGGCUUUGUGUUGGUUGCAGCAGAUCAACAGAGCAGAUGUUUGGAAUGGGGGUGUGGGGGGUCGACUGAAAAACCUUUAGCUGCGUUUUAGUAGUAUCUUUGAGGUUGGUUUUCAAAUGAGGUUCAGAUAAUCUUUCUAAUCAACUGAGGAAAUUACUUCCAGAUCUCUUUCAGGUUGAAAACCACAAACAUCUUCUUUGUGUUUUGGCAGAUCUGCGAUAAAAUUAAAACGGUUUCAAAGACAAAAGCUCUCUUUUUUUAUGUAUGACAGUCGGAUGACAUCUGGUAUGUCAAGUAACUUUUUGUCUAUUUUUUAAUGACUUCCAUUUCACUUAUUUCCAAACACAUUUGAAGUUAUCUCCUUCUGAAGGGACUUAUAAUUGUGAACUGUGCUUUUAUAUGCUUUUGAAGUACCAAU